UUGCUUAACAUAUUAUAUAUAUUUGUUAGAAUGAUCCCUCACAAGACUAAGCGCGGAGAAGUUGCUCUUGCACGGUUGAAGGUGUUGAGGAUUCAGGUUGGGCACAAAUAUUGCCUGUUGUGCAAACUCUCAUCAGAAGUCCGAUGGAACAAUUAUGAAAUUAUCAGGAUUCGGAAUGGUGUUUUUGAUCAUCUUGUCAUGUGGGAGGGGGUCAAGUCCUUGCUUAACCGGCGCACUUCAGCAAGGUUAUUUUGGUUGCUUAUCUCAAGAACCUUCCAAAUUCACGCGACUUGGAGGGAAAUUACCAAAGGGAAUCCUUCUUACAGGAUCACCUGGGACAGGAAAACUCUGCUUGCAAAGGCUAUUGCGGGAGAGGCGGGCGUGCCUUUCUUUUACAGUGCAGGAGUUCGAGGAAAUGCUCCAUGCAUCGUUUUCAUUGAUGAAAUUGAUGUCGUUGCAUCCUACUCGGAAGCAGUGGGAAGGCCAUACAAAGAAAACGCUGCAUCAGUUGCGCGGAAUUUUAUUGUGAUGACUGCAACAAACUUGCCCGAUAUACUCGAUCCAGCUUUGACCAGACCCGAUAGAUUUGACCGACAUGUAAGUUUUUAUAUACUUACUAGCAAAAACAUCUCCGUUCGACAAUUCUUGUUCAUAAAUAUUUGAAUUCGAUAGUGACUUUCAAUGCGAACUUAACAUUAUUAAUUCAAUAAAGAAGCUAUUACUCAAAAAGACUCACCAACAUUUUUCCUGUUUGAAAAAAAAAGCCUAACAAAUAAUUUUCUUGAUUGUAGUUCCUAAUCCCGAUGUGUGGGGUCGUCAAGAGACAGG
Molecule: messenger RNA, 828 nt
Organism: Striga asiatica
Lineage: Eukaryota; Viridiplantae; Streptophyta; Magnoliopsida; Lamiales; Orobanchaceae
Source: the annotation of a GenBank genome assembly